UAGAACAUCUGACCUUUUAUCUUCUCAGCCAGUCAGCCAUCUCCAGUUAUUAAAAACAGCGCUAAACUCUGCUGCUAAAUAUUAAUAAAUAUCCAUAAAAGCAUGACAGAAGGCAGCAACAUGCCAGAUGUGGAGGCUCCGGGUCAGGAGGAGGAGCAGCCGGCGGCCGGAGCCGCAGAGGAGAAGCGGUCCGAGGAGGAGAAGAAGGAGAACGGGGACAGCAAAGUGACGGUCCCGGAGCAGGCGGCUCCGGCUCCGGGACCGGGACCGGGACAGGGACCGGGGGAGGAGGAGGCGGAGUUCGAGCACCCGGAGGGCGGCUGGGGCUGGGUGGUCAUGCUGGCCGCCAUGUGGUGCAACGGGUCCGUGUUCGGGAUCCAGAACGCCUUCGGGAUCCUCUUCCUGUCCCUGCUGCGGGAGUUCGGCUCCGAGCACGACGACGACCUCCGCUUCAAGACCGCCUGGGUGGGCUCUCUCUCCAUGGGCAUGAUCUUCUUCUGCUCGCCCAUCGUCAGCGUCUUCACCGACAUCUUCGGCUGCAGAGUGACGGCGGUGGCCGGCGCCGCUGUCGGCCUGGUCGGCCUGCUGGCCAGCUCCUUCGUCACGUCCCUGGGCCCCAUGUACUUCACCUAUGGCAUAGUGUUUGCCUGUGGCUGCUCCUUUGCCUACCAGCCCAGCCUGGUCAUCCUGGGCCACUACUUUAAGAAGCGCCUUGGUCUGGUGAACGGCAUCGUGACGGCCGGCAGCAGCGUCUUCACCAUCACCUUGCCCUUCGUGCUGUCGGGCCUGCUGGAGAAGGUGGGCCUCCAGAACACCAUGCGGGUCCUCUGCAUCCUGAUGUUCAUCCUGAUGCUGGCGGGCUUCACCUACAGGCCGCUGCUGCCAGUUAAAGCCACCAACACACGCACAGGCAGCCGCUUCCCGCCACUCAGCCAGAUCUUCAACAUUAACAUCUGGAAGUCUCUGGGAUAUCGCAUCUGGGCCUUCGGUAUCCCUGCAGCCCUCUACGGCUACUUUGUGCCUUAUGUUCACCUGAUGAAACACGUGGAGGAGCGUUUCGGAAAAGACGCCAAUAAAGAAGUUCUGCUGAUGUGCAUCGGCAUCACGUCCGGCGUGGGACGCCUCAUCUUCGGCAGAGUGGCCGACUACGUUAACGGGGUCAACAAGGUCUACCUGCAGGUGGCGUCCUUCCUGGUCAUCGGCCUCAUGUCCAUGAUGAUCCCUCUGUGCCACAUCUUUGGCGGGCUGAUCGCCGUCUGCCUGCUGAUGGGGCUGUUUGAUGGCUGCUUCAUCUGCAUCAUGGCGCCCAUCGCUUUUGAGCUGGUUGGGUCCAAAGACGUGUCCCAGGCCAUCGGCUUCCUGCUGGGCCUGAUGUCCGUGCCCAUGACUGUGGGACCUCCCAUUGCAGGCUUCCUGAGGGACCGGCUGGGCAGCUAUGACGUGGCCUUCUACCUGGCAGGUAUCCCUCCUAUCUUCGGAGGAGCCGUGCUGUGUCUGAUCCCCUGGGUGGAGGCCCGGCGCAGGAGGAAGGAGAAGGAGGAGGCGCUGAACAAGGAGCAGGACGUCACCCAGAAGAUGAUCGAGCACGAGAAAGCUCUGGAAGACGCUCAGAGCAGAACGGGAGAGUCUGUCCUCUGAGAGACGGAGACUGAGACUCUGAGAGACAGACUGUAAUGAGGCCUUCAGCAGGACAACAUGCCAAAGUGAUGAAACAUAUCAGAGAGAGUCAGAGGUUGAAGUUAACAUGAAUGUGAUCCGUACCAACUAUGCAUUAGAUGGUUUGACUGAACUAAUCUAAACAGGAAAACUUGAGCUUUAAAAUUAAGAAACUGCACAUUUCAUAUUUGUCACAAGGGAAGAAGACAUGCUGUGCUUAUUAAAAGCUGCUGAUUCACAUUUAGCCAGUGUCUCCACCAAAACAGGUAGCAGAAACACCUUUACAAUCACUUUCAUCUCCACCGUGUGUUUUUCAGAUGUAGACAUAUGGCAGGAAAUGAACACUUAUUGUAUUAUACAGAACAGGAACCCAGUUGUGGGAAAAUAACUUGAAUUGAUUUCAGUCAAUGUGUUUGCUUUGCAAACUGGUCUGCUAAAGAUUUCUCCUUAACCAUCUCGAUAGAUAGUCUCCAGUGUCCCGUCACAAAGGAUCGACAGCGUCUUAAACCCAAAAGUGUAUAAACUGGAGGUAAUGUGUUUAUAAUAUUUCAAAGGGACAUAAGAGUCAUUAUUAGUGUUCUCUGGGAUCAUUAAGGUGCUCAGAUACUUGAAGGGAAGCAGCUUUAAGUACAAUGAUUCAGGCUGGAUCCAGGAAAUCUCCUCUUUUACACAGCAGACUGUACUCAGGCUGGACUACUAACAAGCCACGGCCCUCAGGGGCCCUCAGGGGCCCUCAGGGGCCCCAAGGCUCCACCUUCACCAUGUCACUAAUAGCUUGUGGUAAUUUUAUUUGAUAGUUCUGGUAAACCACUACAGUAAAAACUGAAAUGACAUCUGCAUUAUUACAAUUAAUGCUGAUGUCCCUCUGGGGGCCUCAGGGGCCCGAAGUCAAAUCUUCAUUAAAGGCUUAAAUUUUUUUCAGUUUAUACUAAGCUACCACAAUUAAAUGAUUAAUUAUUAACUUAUACAAACACAAUACACAGAGUGUGGAGGAAUGGGGCCCUUGGUCCCCAUAAAGCAGGGGUCGGCAACCUUUAUUAACAAAAGAAGAAGAAAAAGAGAAAACAUGUCGUAAUGCAGCCACAGACCUUAUUUUCAGCCUUACAAUGAAGAUCAAACAGCAUCACUAAUAGUCAUAAUGAGCUUUUGUUAAUAUGAUUUUGUCAGAAUGCAGCAACUCAAAACUAAACUUGAAGUUGGCAAUAUUUAUAGUUUAAAGCUUUGGGCCAUAGACUUUCAUAAGCAUUUUAGUUGACUAAAAUGUUAAAACAUUUUAAUAAUUUCAUAUAUAAGUGACACAUUUUUACAACUGAAGAAAACAAAUUGCUUUGGGCCCACACCAAACACGAUAAAUUAACAUUCAAAUGUAAAGAAAUAACUGUUUCAUUUCUUAUAAUUUUGCUGUCAGACGGCCUGAAGGGCCACAUGUGGCCCCGGAGCCUCAGGUUGCCCACCCCUGCUAUAGAGCAUUAAAUAAAGUCAUUUAACUUUAUUUAAGUUAUAUAAGUGUGCCUGAGGAACCUGGUCAGGAUUGUAAAGGAAUAAUAAACUUACUAGCUUCAUGCCAGUUGGAUGAGACACUUUAGAUAAAUAUCAUCUUAACACCACUACAAAUGGCUCGGCACAUUAAUUCAUAUUUUUUGUAUAAUCUGUACAAAAACUCAACAAGCUGUGGUGUUAUUGGGGCUCAUGUGUCAGAUUAUUUGCUGGAGGGUCCUGGACUCUUGUGAACAUAUUAUUAUUAUUAUUAUUCCUGUAACAAUAAGUCUUAGUCAGCACAAGUACACCAGCUUUCAGUUAUGAACCUGAAUAGUGACUCAUAAGGAACAUAUUGACAUUGUAUUGUGUAUAUGUCUAUUAAUUGACUGUAGUAUUGACAUUAAGCAGUAUUUCCUUUAAAACAACCAGUGGCAAUACUUGUUUUUUCUCUGUAAUUUGGUCCAAUACUUCCACUGUGUGAUGUUUGAUCUCGUUUAUUAGUAGAAAUAUCUCAAACGCUUCCUGGUGAAGAAAAGAAAAGGAAGUUUGAACAGGUCCAGGUCAUAAAACAAGGACAGAUAGGACCCAAACAACAGAAAAUACAGGUGCAUAUAGUCAUAAAGCCUUUCAUGCAUUGACCUACAGUGUAUUAUCAUUGAACGUCUCCACUAUCUGGACUGGAGUGAGGCCAUGAGUUGACUCAUCUCUGACUACGUGACCAUUAGUGAAGUCAAGUUAAUUAUUAACUCUGUGCCCAGUUCAUGAACCUUUAAUAGAAAGCUGUUUGUUUUAUGUUUUUCAUAUUGUAUUUAUUUUUUAGUUUUUGUGCAGAAUGUCAUGCUGUGAUUGACGGGCAUUUGCCUAAAGCCUUGAUUUCAUUUACUGAAGACCAAAAUGUAGUGAAGUGAAAGUGACUUAGAGUGUUAAUCCUGUUGUCAUAUGUCAGGUAGAGUCAGUGAAUCAUCUGAACGUCAGUCCGUCUCUGCUGACUGAUGAUUGCUUUAUGAAAACACUGAAUGUCUGUGUGUCCGUCAUUUCCCCUCCAGACCUACGACCAACCUGCUCUCACAGGAAUCCGUGAAAUAGCCACGGAAUCGAUCAAAUUUCCGUGAAACUGACACGGAUUUCACUACAAUGCUAGUUAAUGCCAGUCAUAUCCCGUGGCUAUUCCAUGGAUAUUUGUUCCUAUUGGUUUGUUCCAAGUCACGUGACUUUCAAGGUCCCGGCGGUCAGAACAAAAAACAUGGCGGACAGUUCUCUCAUUUUUAGUGAAAAAUCAAUAUUUUGACUUAGUUUCUGCAUAAAAAUGGAUUUUGAUCACAUUUCUAGCGAGAAAUAUGUUUUAUUUUCUAAAUAUUCACUCUGUGAAUGUACAUAAUCACUUUGUGGUGAAGAUCUCGCCAGAAAAAUAUGACUAUGAAUAUUUAGAAAAUAAAACAUAUAUUUCUCGCUAGAAAUGUGAUCAAAAUCCAUUUUUAUGCAGAAACUAAGUCAAAAUAUUGAUUUUUUUCACUAAAAAUGAGAGAACUGUCCGCCAUGUUUUUUGUUCUGACCGCCGGGACCUUGAAAGUCACGUGACUUGGAACAAACCAAUAGGAACAAAUAUCCAUGGAAUAGCCACGGGAUAUGACUGGCGUUAACUUGCAUUGUAGCCAAAUCCGUGUCAGUUUCACGGAAAUUUGAUCGAUUCCGUGGCUAUUUCACGGAUUUUGAGUUAAGCGAUUCCGUGGCUAUUUCACGGAUUCCUGUGAGAGCAGGUUGCCUACGACACUCUCUACCUCAGAUGGUGUGAAUGUUAAAGCUCUCCUCCGUCAGAGAGACCAACAGAGAAACACAAAUAAACGACAGCGUGUUAGAAGAUGAUCUAGCUUUCCAAAGCUUUUUAAUGAAGCGCUUGCUGCUCAGAACCACAAAUGCCUUUUUUAAAGUAUGAUAAACUUCAACUGCGUUUACAUCUUCCCCUCCCUGAAUACAUAUUUUUAAGAUAAUACAAAUCAAAUCUGUUGCCUUUCAAUUCAAACCUUUUCUUCUUUUUUUUAAUGACAUGCAUGACUGUUUAUAGUAAAGUUCAUUUUACGAUUGUUUUUCUUUUUUGCAUAGUUCAUACCUUAUUGUUAUAGCAUUUUAUUGUGAAUUUUCUGUUAUUUUGCCACUUGCAUCUAAUCACAACACAUGCUUUAUUCAGAAUGUCUGUAUAUGCAUAUGAAGUUUGUUUUUGCAGAUAAAGAUUUACAACUGUAAAGCUUUGCUGCAAGAAGCGCAUCUUUGCUUCUUUUCCCCUCAUUUUGUCUUAAUUCCUCUCCAUGUAUUGUUUUGUUUUAUGCUUAUCUCUCUACUCCUAAAAUAUGACUUUUCCUAUCUUUCCUAUCUUUUUCAAGAUGUGUGCUGAAAUACAGUGUAUGCAAUGUAAUUUUAUGUAAACACAAUCAGAUUUAAGCAUUUACAAGACAGUAAAAAAAAGAUGUUUACAUAUUU
Centropristis striata (black sea bass) is the source of this 5610-nucleotide messenger RNA. RefSeq names its product solute carrier family 16 member 10 (gene slc16a10). NCBI's taxonomy places the organism in Eukaryota, Metazoa, Chordata, Actinopteri, Perciformes, Serranidae. The transcript has 6 exons. Bases 103 to 1638 code for a protein of 511 amino acids. Gene Ontology annotation, molecular function: monocarboxylic acid transmembrane transporter activity. The record is from RefSeq and is a predicted model, not a curated record. Gene Ontology annotation, biological process: transmembrane transport.